Messenger RNA from Truncatella angustata, 594 nucleotides. RefSeq lists its product as uncharacterized. The transcript has 3 exons. The record is from RefSeq and is a predicted model, not a curated record. The coding region runs from base 89 to 433 and encodes 114 amino acids. NCBI's taxonomy places the organism in Eukaryota, Fungi, Ascomycota, Sordariomycetes, Amphisphaeriales, Sporocadaceae.
CUGAGGUUUAACCUUUUUUCUAUCAUUACAAUCUCAAAAACGAACAACCAACCCUUCUUCAACAACACAACCCACCACAUAUUCCAAGAUGUUCGGAUUCGGCGAAGCCAAGGACAAGCGUGACGAGGUCUACGACUUCGAGGGCGAGCCCCGCGAGCAUCAGUCCAAGUUCACCCACGAGGCUGUUGCCGGUGGUGCUGCAUUCGAGGCCAUGAAGCUCUUCGAGGACCGCCAGCGCAAGAACGGCGAGCCCGUCAACCACCAGUUCGCCAAGGAGAUUGUCGCUGGUAUCGCUGGCGCUGAGGUCGACAAGCUGUUCGAGACCAAGGGUCUUGACUUCCUCGAUCGCGAGAAGGCCAAGCGCCACGCUAAGCAGCAGGCCGAGUCCCUCUACAACGACCACUAUGGCCAGUACGACCAGUACGACCCGUAAGUACACACGUCAAUAUGAUGUAUACCGGAACUAUAGCUAACCAGGAACGUAGUAACCAGCAGCAGCCUCACGAGUCUCUCCAGGGUCGCUGGUAAAUGUCUAUCUGACGGCCUUGUCGUAUAGUAGAUAAAUAAGAAUAAACAAAUCAGUUAAACACUACA